Messenger RNA from Coccinella septempunctata (seven-spotted ladybird), 1135 nucleotides. RefSeq lists its product as uncharacterized. The record is from RefSeq and is a predicted model, not a curated record. Bases 368 to 679 code for a protein of 103 amino acids. The transcript has 4 exons. NCBI's taxonomy places the organism in Eukaryota, Metazoa, Arthropoda, Insecta, Coleoptera, Coccinellidae.
GAAACUCGCUUAGAAACAACGUGAACCGCUAAAAUCUGCUGACAAGGCUGCCAUCUAGCGAACGUAUCGUAAACAGCAGAAAUGACGCGCAUGCGCGUGAAAUGUAAUGUCAUGUCAUAGUGUCAAGACUGAGGAAAAAUGUAAACAAACAAACACCAUUUCGUCUGUGUUUAAAAUGUAUAUCCUGAUACCAAAAUUUCACUGCCUUCUACCAAAGUUCCUCUUUGCUUCUACGCCUGUUGUGUACGCUCUGAUAGUUUUAAUUUUGCCGAGUUAUUCUCCGAAUUAUAUUCCCACAAUGUCGAGAUUUUGUUGUGUUCCCAAAUGCAUGAUGAAGAUUUGAGGGUUCUGGCUCCAACAAAGUGUUAUGGGAGUGAAAAAGGGAAAGAUAUUUCGAAAGCAACAGAAAGAACAGUUUCUCAAUCUAUUUAAGAAGAAUGUCAACCUUCAAGACAGGAAGAUUCUGAAGAAAUACAGUGGAAAUAUAUUCCAGAAGAAUCUCAACCUUGCUCAGUUCCGGCAACUCACAUAUCUAAGAAGAAAGGAGGGCCGAUUGAGGAGCAGAAACAUAGCUUUGAGGGAGAAAGUAAUGAUGUUGAAGAAAACCUUGGGUUGCCUCAACAAGGUGAACAGAACAACAUUCAAUUUUUUUAUGUCUCAACAAAUGAACCAAAAAUAAAAGAAGAGGGGUCGUCGAUACUCUCUUGAUGACAAAAAAAGGAGAUAGGUAUUAUCCUUUCAUGAUUCUAUUUAUCUCCUCAUAUUUAUUUCAAAUUUUAUAUAUAUUAUCAAUAUUGUAUUUAUUUAUUCUAUUGAAUUUAUAAAUCAGCUAAAUGAAUUGAUCUUGUACAUACAAUUUUCUACGUUUCAUAAAUUUAGAAAUUCCAAACAAUCUCAAGUACUGAAGGGAAAACCAAAUAGAUCCUUUACAGAUUGUUAUAUGUAAUUGGAGUCCCAUAGAGAAAACAGUAUAGAGCCUUUACAAUUUUGUUGUGAAACACAUGAAUUUACCUUAAGUUUGUUAUAUGUAUUCCCCAGUAUUACACACAUGUAUUUCUGAGUAUUAUUAUGCAAAGUUAUUGUCAUGUUCCAAGUAGAAAUGAAUAUUGUAUUGAAUAAAUUUUUUUUCAUAACA